AUGGCCAGUCAUCAGUUUCAGCCACUGAUGAACGUUGCGCAAACCCUCAAGGAGGUACCAAGCCAUCUGGAGGAUGUUAAUAUUCACGAGCUUCUACAACUCUACCCAACACAAAGACUUACAGUUGGCGGCGAGACACUAGAGGAGGUGGACAUGGUCAUCAACUCCUUCUUGGUACUGAAAAAGAUGGAGCAGAACACAUCAGAAUCGAACAGACACAUUUAUGUCCUUCCCUCGUACACAGCCGUUCAGUGGGAUCAAGGUCACCUGGCCAUGGAUCACUGGAUGUUUAAGAAGGUUCAAUUCUCCAAAUACGCCCAUGUAUUCAUGCCGAUAUGUAUCAAUAGGAAUCACUUGGUGUUGCUGGUUGCAGACGAAAAAAAACAAAGAACUGUUUACGUUCUAGACUCUAUGCAUGGGGAGGUUGGUCAUAGUUGGACAAGGAUAUGGGCAGAAUUCAUGGCCAAUCGGGACAGUCUUCCAGAUGUUACAGAACAGUUUGGUGUGUGGAACUUCCCCGAGAUCAGAAGUGAGACAGGUGCUUUGCCAAAGAUAUCAAAAAAUACGUUAAGGCUCAAUGCUGGAGCAACAAAGUCAGACUCUAAGUGUGACAUGCCAGAUUGUCGGAUACUUAAAGGAUUUGGGUCCAGUGCUGCGGGAUUCCGACAAAGACAGCCAUCGAGGAGGAAUUUGAAUGCUGCUUCUGUGAAGCCAUGUUUAGACAGAUAUUUGUAA
Messenger RNA from Pecten maximus, 735 nucleotides. RefSeq lists its product as uncharacterized. Lineage: Eukaryota; Metazoa; Mollusca; Bivalvia; Pectinida; Pectinidae. Gene Ontology annotation, biological process: proteolysis. The coding region runs from base 1 to 735 and encodes 244 amino acids. The record is from RefSeq and is a predicted model, not a curated record. Gene Ontology annotation, molecular function: cysteine-type peptidase activity. The transcript is spliced from 3 exons.